CGGCCCGACGACAUCGAGCGGUGACGCAGCGACGCACGUGUGCUCGAGGUGUUCCGCGAUCAGGCACCCAUCGACCCCGAGAACAAAAGGUUUCCGUCGUCUAUGCUCUACGCUCUCUUGACAAUCGCGAUCGAAACAUUUUUCGGCGAGUUCACGUUGCGACUUUUGUAGUUGUUGUCCAGAUUUUUCGUACUGUAUCUUAAUUUUUGUCACGCUCGUUUCGUUCGAACGCAUCGCGAAUUGUUCGCGACACGUGCUGAUUUCGCGCGUUAAUCGUUAUGUGCUUGUCACAGCGGGGGAAAAGGGUGAAGUGUUCGGAUAAGUAUUCGUAAGUGGAAAAGAGGAAAAGAAUUCAUAAUCUGCCUCGCGGUAGACGCCUGACAGGUUUCUCAAUGCGCCCUUCGUCAGGGGGUGAAAGUUGCACGUGGUGGGAAUUCGGCGAUCUCUGACAACAGCCUCACGGUGAGCACAGGGAGUUGCAUACGUCAGUUAACAAGUGAGAAAAAAAGAAAAUCCAUCUUUAACAAGUGUUCUCACCAAGAUCGUCAGGAGAAACCAUGAAGAAAUCUUAUUUCGUCUUCAUAUGCCUGCUGGGCCUCGUCGUGAGCGACAACAGCACGAUCGGUGAUCAUUCGAUUACAGAGGACACUUCCGAGAUCAGCAAUACCGGCAACAAUCUCGCGGUUGACCUCAUAGAUCAGAACGGUGGUUGGGGAGAAUGGUCACCAUGGUCGAAGUGGUCGACAUGUACAAGGACGUGCGGUGGCGGAAUCUCGCGACAACAGCGUCGAUGCAGGCGUAAUAGACCGUGCAAGGGGAAGAUCUGGACUACUAGAUAUAAAAUUUGCAAUCCGGAACCCUGCGAGAAAUCGAGUGAUUUUCGCUCGGUACAAUGCGCCGCCUUCAACAAUGUGCCAUACAGCGGGCAACUGCUCAAAUGGUAUCCCCAUUACGACCCGGCUAGGCCAUGCGCUUUGAUCUGCCGCGGCGAGCAAACCCUCGAGAAUAACGUUAGACGGUCGCGACAGGAAGUGCCGUCGGGCGAGAAGACGAUGCCGCGCGAUUCUACGGAUAGCCUGCUAUUUGACAGCGACGAAACGAUAGUGGUGGAACUAGCGGAUAAGGUGGAGGACGGCACAAAAUGUUACGCGGAGGGCACGGACGUGUGCAUAAGCGGCGAAUGCAUGAAGGUUGGUUGCGACCUUCGAGUUGGUAGUAACAAGAACACAGAUGCGUGUGGCGUGUGCGGAGGGAAUGGAUCAAGCUGCCAAUCGCGGUACUCCUGGAGUUUGGAAUCGAUAUCCGCCUGUUCCAAGUCCUGCGGUGGAGGUUUCAAGAUAGGGAUGGCGGUGUGCAAAUCGGCCGACGAGAGCGGCAGACCUUCGGUGAAG
Acromyrmex echinatior (Panamanian leafcutter ant) is the source of this 1391-nucleotide messenger RNA. It is a transcript of the gene nolo, whose product is annotated as ADAMTS-like no long nerve cord. Gene Ontology annotation, molecular function: metalloendopeptidase activity. The record is from RefSeq and is a predicted model, not a curated record. Lineage: Eukaryota; Metazoa; Arthropoda; Insecta; Hymenoptera; Formicidae. Gene Ontology annotation, biological process: proteolysis; extracellular matrix organization. Gene Ontology annotation, cellular component: extracellular matrix.